Microplitis mediator is the source of this 2177-nucleotide messenger RNA. RefSeq names its product retinoid-inducible serine carboxypeptidase-like. Gene Ontology annotation, molecular function: serine-type carboxypeptidase activity. The record is from RefSeq and is a predicted model, not a curated record. Gene Ontology annotation, biological process: proteolysis. The coding region runs from base 787 to 2100 and encodes 437 amino acids. The transcript is spliced from 6 exons. Lineage: Eukaryota; Metazoa; Arthropoda; Insecta; Hymenoptera; Braconidae.
GCCUUAAUCUUAACUAUUUUUGUGAAAUGUGUAAUGAACAAAAGCAACAGACCGUCAAGUUUAAAAAAAAAUAUUGUUUUAGCCGAUCCGAGCUUGCUCGCGAACAGACGAUUACUAAUCAGCAAUAACUGUUAUCAGCUCAGUUUUUUGUGGCUUCCUUUUUUCAUAAACAAACAAAUACGAGUAAUAAAUUUACAUAAACACAUAAAUUUAUUCGUAAUUACUUUGUUAACUCAGUUAUCUUCGUAUUAUAUAAGUAUACUUAUAAAAAGUAUAACAAUGUCCUGAAGAUUAAUUGAAAAUAAUCCAUUUAAUUGUAAAUACUACGGAAGUUCAUAUAAUUUUUGAUAAUUGGUUAUAAGAACAAAAUAUUCUUAUAUCUUUAUGUAAUGCUAACAUUGAACCAGUUGUGAUAUCGUAGCGUACAGAUAAAAUGCGUAGGCAUUGUCUAUUAUUUCCGUACAAAUCAAGGAUAUAAUGAUCAUUAUUGUAUUAAAAAUCAUUGACUAAUUGGUUUAAUUUCUUAGUUAAUAUGCAAAUAAUCCCUAAAUAAUUUAAAAUAUCGAAAAGUGUUUCCUAUAAAGUAUUUCCCCGAUUCCUUAAAAGAUUUCAUUAGAUAAAAUCUAAUAAAGUUGUCAAAUUAAGUAUAAAACUGUACUAGUAGCCUUGAAUUUUAUCCAUUUCCCGGUGUUUCUAAAUAUAGUUGUCAAUGACUAAUUAAAUAAAUUACUUUCUAAUUAUUAAUAUGCAUUCAUCAUUAGAAUAAUACUAGUGUAACAUUAAAAAAUGAAUAAAUCAUUGAACAAACGCUGGAUCACGGGAGUAAUUUUGUAUUUAUUUGUGAACAUAAAUGAAGUGAAUGGAAAAGAAGGAUUUGGUCCUGGUGAACAAGAUUGGGGAUAUGUACAAGUCAGGCCGGGUGCUCAUAUGUUUUGGUGGCUCUAUUACGUUAAUCCUCCAGUCAAAUCACCGGAUUUUGACGUUUUUUCCAGACCGCUUUUGAUUUGGUUACAAGGACAUCCGGGAGCUUCUGCUACUGGUUUUGGAAAUUUCGGAGAAGUUGGACCGUUCGAUAUAAACUUACAAGAACGUAAUCACACGUGGAUUAAUGACUUCAAUGUUUUAUUUAUUGACAACUUAGAAACUGGUUUCAGUUAUCUAGAAAAUUUAUCAAAUUAUUCGGAGAACGGUAAAGGAACAGCUCAAGAACUUAUAGAAUUAAUGCGGGGAUUUUUUGAAGCCAUUCCUGAAUUUAAAAAUAUUCCUACUUAUAUUCUUGGGGAAUUUUAUAGCGGAAAAGUAGCCGUCGAAACAGCUUUUCUUUGGUACAAAAUUCAAGAACGCGGUGAUAUCGAGAGUAAUCUCAAAGGAGUAGCGACCGGAGAUUCAUUAAUUUCACCUGCAGAUACAGUACUUUCCUAUGCACCUUUUCUAUUAAAUACCGGUUUAGUAGAUCCUUUGGGUUUUGAAAAAUUAAAAAUAGUCUCUGACAAAAUAAUAGAUGAAAUGAAUGCUGGUAACUGGAACAAUGCAAUAAAUCUUUGGGACUACGCUUUAAAAAUGGCUUCCACCUACACCGGAAAAAUAAAUUUCAAAAGAUUCUUGAAACAAAAAGCUGUAAUAAAUACACUACUCUACUACAUAUCACAUGAAAAAUUACUAAGCGACUCAGAGGUUCAUAAAAAAGUGACGAUUAUUAUGAAUGGCAUCAAAGAGAGUUUGAAUCUUAAUGUUACGUGGUCUUACACACCACUUGCUGCCAUUGAUUUUCCUAAAGAUUUCACAAAACCAAUUAACAAAAUCGUGGAACGAUUACUCGACGAAACGAAUUUACGAGUUGUCGUAUGGUCGGGGAAAUUGAAUUCUAUUGCGGUGACACCUGGGACACUUGUUUGGGUGGAAAAACUCCAAUGGAAAUACUCGAAAGCUUGGAGGAAUUCAAAGACAAACCCAUUAGUCAUUGAUAAUAUUAUUGAAGGCUACUAUAAAGAGUUUAAUAACUUCAAAAUAUUUUUUAUCAAACACAUUAGUCACACGGUGUUUCAAGAAAAUUUUAAAGCAAUGGAAGCAAUACUUCAAGGUUUGAUAUCUGAUAAAUAAACGUUUAAUACGUAAAGAUAAUUUAAAGUAUCGUCAAUUUGAAUUUCAAGAAUACAUGACUUAUCAAUUUAGAUUUU